Punctularia strigosozonata HHB-11173 SS5 is the source of this 1104-nucleotide messenger RNA. RefSeq names its product cyclin-like protein. Bases 1 to 1104 code for a protein of 367 amino acids. Lineage: Eukaryota; Fungi; Basidiomycota; Agaricomycetes; Corticiales; Punctulariaceae. Gene Ontology annotation, biological process: regulation of transcription by RNA polymerase II; regulation of cyclin-dependent protein serine/threonine kinase activity. The record is from RefSeq and is a predicted model, not a curated record. The transcript is spliced from 4 exons. Gene Ontology annotation, molecular function: cyclin-dependent protein serine/threonine kinase regulator activity. Gene Ontology annotation, cellular component: nucleus; transcription factor TFIIK complex.
AUGGCAGUAGAAACGACAGCGUUGCCAUCAUCCUCAGCAGUUCCGGCGGCCCCGACGAAACCGCUGUACGAGGCUAGCACGCAGUACAACCACUGGCGCUUCUCGCCCGAGCAGCUCGCGCAUACAAGGGAGACCCUCAACGCCGCAGCCGUGGCAGCCAUCAAAGACACAUUCGAGGCUGAUUCGGCAUCGCUGUGUGAGCUUACGCGUCGCCAUGGUCGUCAGCCGGGAUCAUCUGCGGAUAUCGCAUUCUUAGCUGCGGGGGAGGAGCAGUUACUCGUGAAGCUGUACAUCAGUAAGAUACCCCAGCUAUGCGGGCACUUUCGGUUUCCGGAGGAGGUGGAGGCUACGGCUGUCAGUUAUCUGAAACGAUUCUACCUGAAGAAUACCGUCAUGGACUGGCACCCGAAGAAUGUGAUGCUGACCGCAUUGUUCCUGGCAACGAAAACGACAAAUCAUCCAAUUAGCAUCGAGGCUUUCACCACGGCCAUCCCUCGGACAGCUCCUUCAGAUGUCUUAGACCUGGAGUUUCUCGUGUCUCAGAGUCUGAACUUCGAGUUUGCCGUACACCAUGCGCAUCGCGCGCUCUGGGGCCUUUGGCUCGAUGUACAGUCUCUGCCUGACGUGCCGCAAGCCAUCACAAGGGACACAUACGAAGCCGCGUUAACUCAUGCUCGAGCAGCGCGCCUCACGGACGCAGAGCUCAUCUACACGCCUUCGCAAAUCGCUCUGGCAUGCCUACAUUUGGUUGCGCCCGAGACGGCUGCCCAAUGGGCGCGCUCGAAGGGUAGCGAAGCCGUGCUUGGGAUACUCGGUGCCAUCGGACAGAUGAUACGGCGUGAUGGCACCGUCCCGCAAACGGAUAAUACGAUGCGCGAGAUCGAUCGUCGACUGAAAAUAUGCAAGAACCCGGAGAAGGUCGUGGGGAGCAAAGCUUACAUUGCGAAACAAGAGCGGGCUGCGAGGAAGGCGGAGGCGAAACGGGUGCGCAAAGCGCAGGCUAUCCAGAAAGCCGUCGACGAGGGGGAUCCGUUCGGGAAUGAGCUGGCUGGCUCGCAAGCUGGUGUGGACCCGGACGACGACGACGAUGAUGAUGACGAGUAG